Molecule: messenger RNA, 705 nt
Organism: Chenopodium quinoa (quinoa)
Lineage: Eukaryota; Viridiplantae; Streptophyta; Magnoliopsida; Caryophyllales; Amaranthaceae
Exons: 1
Coding region: 1-705 (234 amino acids)
Molecular function (GO): protein dimerization activity
Source: RefSeq, a predicted model, not a curated record
AUGAGGGAGCGAGGAUGGGAUACUCUCUUAAACAAGGUAACUUCAUUUUGCACUAAACAUGGUGUUGUUAUUCCCACUAUGGAUUCUCUUUAUGUUCCUCAUGGAAGAUCAAGACGUUUUGUUGAAGAAGCAACAAAUGAACAUCAUUUUCGGGUUGGAAUUUUCUUAAGACUAAUUGAUUUGCAUCUUCAAGAACUUGAUGAACGAUUUAAUGAGAGGAAUAUGGAGUUACUAUUAUGUAUGGCUUGUUUAAGUCCUAAAGAUAACUUCUCAUCCUUUGAUAAAGAUAAGGUACUUAAACUUGCCUCUUUUUAUCCCGAAGAAUUUUCAAGCUUUGAUUUGAUGGCUCUUGAAUAUCAACUUGAUGUAUUCAUGGAGAAUAUGCUAAAUGAUGAAAGAUUUCAAGGUUUAAAUGACCUUAAUUCUCUUUCUAUGAUGCUUGUUAAAACCAAUAAGCAUAAGACUUUUCCUCUUAUUCAUUUGCUUAUCAAGUUGAUGUUGAUUCUUCCCGUUGCCACGGCAAGUGUUGAAAGAGUGUUUUCUGCAAUGACAUGUGUCAAAAACAAGUUGCGAAAUAGCAUGGGUGAUCAACUUAUGAAUGAUUGUUUGGUCACUUUUAUUGAGAAGGAUGUCUUCUUACGAGUUUCCGACGAAAAGAUUAUUGAUCGAUUUCAAAGUAUGAAGACUCGAAGAAUGAACUUGUAA